GAGACCUUCGCCGAUUUCCACUGUGCUCCAUCAUCAUGUGAUUUCUCUGCAAAUCCCUCUCUCUCUCCUCUGCAAUUUUUCUUUCUUUUGUAUUGAUAAUAUCAGUUGUGUCCGUUUGUUUUUGUAGAUAUUCAAAAUUUAAAUACCAAAACUUCAGAAAAAAAAAACAAGAAAAGAUAAUAGGAGAGAACCCAAAACCGAAGAUUUGUUUUCUAAUGGUUGAAAAGUUAAAUUAAUUUUCUUUUGAGUCCCAAAAAACUAAGUACCACCAACUCCCUAUCUGCAAUCACUAUACCUUACUCUCUACUUCAUUACAAAACGCAAAAGCUCCAUCUCAACCAAACUGAAAAGAAACGUUUCAUCUUCCUAAACCUCUCGUGUGAUUCACUCCUCAGCUUUCUUGGUUUUUUUUUUAAUUCAAAUUUUUUUUUUAAAACCAUUAAAUGACAGACCCACCACCAUGUCCAGGAGGGGAUUCUAUGUGAAGAUGAGAUUACUACACAAGGGGGGAAGACACCUGCAGCAGCAGGAGAAGAACCUCUGUUUCAAAUACUACAAAUGGGUCCUCUGGUUUUCUCUCACUUUUUAUUUUCUUACCUCGUAUUUCAUCACCCACAAACCAAUCCCUCCAUCUAAAACUCAUCUCCUCUCUAAUCCCAAAUCUUCUCUUGCCUCGAGAGCGCUUAUUGAGUCCACCGCCAUCCAAUCCGGUAAUACCCACACAAUCGAUCAAGGAUUGUUCAACAAUCUGAAGAUAUUCGUAUACGAAUUACCAUCCAAAUAUAACACGGAUUGGCUAUCCAACGAGCGGUGCAGCACCCAUCUGUUUGCCUCAGAGGUCGCCAUACAUAAGGCUUUGUUGACCAGCCAUGUACGUACGUUGGACCCGUACGAGGCGGACUUCUUCUUCGUUCCCGUCUACGUCUCCUGCAAUUUCAGCACCAUUAAUGGGUUCCCUGCUAUCGGCCACGCUCGUUCUCUCAUAUCUUCUUCUAUCCAACUAAUCUCUUCACAAUACGUGUUUUGGAACCGAACCAGAGGAUACGACCAUGUCUUCGUUGCUUCCCAUGAUUAUGGCGCCUGCUUUCACGCCAUGGAGGACAGAGCGAUUGCAGAUGGUAUACCGGAGUUUAUGAAGAACUCCAUUGUGUUGCAGACUUUUGGGGUGAAAUACAAGCACCCAUGUCAAGACGUUGAGAAUGUGGUCAUACCUCCUUACAUCCCGACCGAAAGCAUACGGAGAACCCUAGAGAGAGCUCCGAUCACGGGCCGGCGAGAUAUAUUGGUCUUCUUCAGGGGAAAAAUGGAGGUUAAUCCUAAGAACGUUAGUGGACGAUACUAUAGCAAGCGAGUAAGGACGGUGAUAUGGAAGAAGUUCAGCGGCGACCGAAGGUUUUACCUUCAGCGGCAUCGGUUCGCCGGUUACCAGUCAGAAAUCGUACGUUCUGUCUUUUGCUUGUGCCCUCUUGGGUGGGCCCCUUGGAGUCCCAGGCUGGUUGAAUCGGUGGCUUUCGGAUGCGUGCCGGUAAUCAUAGCGGAUGACAUCCAGCUGCCAUUCCCAUGGGCUGUGAAGUGGCCGGAGAUUUCCCUAACGGUGGCCGAGAAAGACGCGAAUAAGCUAGGGAAGAUCCUGGAACACGUUGCGGCGACCAAUUUGUCGACGAUCCAGAGAAACCUGUGGGACCCGAUAACACGAGGGGCCCUACUGUUCAACGUCGAAGUGAAAGAAGGGGAUGCCACGUGGCAGAUUCUUGAUGCGCUUUCAAAGAAGUUGGAAAGGUCGUACAGGAGGUCAAGGGUUUCCAGCAAAUAGAUGAAUGACACGUGGAUCAGUGAAGUUGGCGGGGUCUUGGGUUCCAGCUAAGGAACAUGCGCUUCCAUGAGGAAUAAUGGAGGACAGCUGGGUUAGGCUGAGAUGGAAUUGUUUUUUGGUAAGUAGAGGUGUGGUGGGCCCCAUUGAAGCUAAAGCUACAUAAAAAAAAGAGUUUUUUGUUGGGGGAUUUUAUUCCAAUUUCGACGUGUAUAUAUAUAUAUAUAUAUAUAUCCAUUGGUGUGGGCGGCGGAUAAAACUCUUGUAUUCUGUAAAUUUGUACACGUGGAAAAUAAUUUUUUUAAAAAUAUAAAAUAAAAAUAGAAUGAUGUUCAAGGAAAAAAGGAGGAUGCUUAGCG
Messenger RNA from Carica papaya (papaya), 2169 nucleotides. RefSeq names its product Exostosin family protein (gene FRA8). NCBI's taxonomy places the organism in Eukaryota, Viridiplantae, Streptophyta, Magnoliopsida, Brassicales, Caricaceae. Gene Ontology annotation, biological process: glucuronoxylan biosynthetic process. Gene Ontology annotation, molecular function: glycosyltransferase activity. The record is from RefSeq and is a predicted model, not a curated record.